AUGGGGCAGCAGUUCAGCUGGGAGGAGGCAGAGGAGAACGGCGCGAUGGACGUGGCGGAGCUGCAGGAGUGGUACAGGAAGUUCCUGGAGGAGUGCCCCAGCGGCACGCUCUUCAUGCACGAGUUUAAGCGCUUCUUCAGGGUCGCGGGCAACGAGGAGGCCACCCAGUAUGUAGAGGGCAUGUUCCGAGCUUUCGACAAGAACGGGGAUGACACCAUCGACUUCCUGGAGUAUGUGGCAGCCUUGAACCUUGUACUGAGGGGCACCCUGGAGCACAAGCUGAAGUGGACCUUCAAGAUCUAUGACAAGGACCGCAAUGGCUUCAUUGACCGCCUGGAGCUGCUGGACAUCGUGGAGUCCAUCUACAGGCUGAAGAAAGCCUGCAGGGUGGAGAUGGAGGCUGAGCAGGACGGCGAGAUGCUCACACCUGAGGAGGUCGUGGACAGGAUCUUCCUUCUGGUGGAUGAGAACGGAGAUGGCCAGCUGUCCCUGAGUGAGUUCACUGAAGGUGCCCGUCGUGACAAGUGGGUGAUGAAGAUGCUGCAGAUGGAUGUGAAUCCCGGUAGCUGGAUCUCUCAGCAAAGGCGGAAAAGUGCCAUGUUCUGAGGGCUCCGGGGUCCUUGGAGCCCUCCAAGACUCCAGGCUCACCAGCUUGUAGGACCUUAGUUCCCCGACCAGGGAUUGAACCCAGGCCCUCGGCACUGAGAGCAUGGAGUCCUAACGACUGGACCGCGAGGGAAUUCUCUAGACGUGGAAUUACUUUUGUUAUACAAACUCUAUGUGCAACCUCAGUGCAUAAACUAGAUUAAAAGGCAGUCACUCUGGGGCUUCCCUGGUGGCGCAGUGGUUAAGAAUCCGCCUGCCAAUGCGGGGGACACGGGUUCGAGCCCUGGUCCGGGAAAAUCCCACAUGCCGUGGAGCAACUAAACCCGUGCACCACAACUACUGAGCCUGUGCUCUAGAGCCCGCGAGCUACAACUACUGAGCCCACACGCCACAACUACUGAAGGCCGCUCACCUAGAGCCUGUGCUCCACAAGAGAAGCCACUGCAGUGAGAAGCCAGCACGCUGCAACAAGAGAAAGCCUGCGCGCAGCAACGAAGAUCCAACGCAGCCGUAAAUAAAUAAAUUUAUUUUAAAAAGAAUCUGCCUGCCAAUGCAGGGGACACGGGUUCAAGCCUUGGUCCGGGAAGAUCCCACAUGCCGCGGGGCAACUAAGCCCGUGCACCACAGCUACUGAGCAGCGAAGAGUAGCCUCCUCUUGCUGCAACUAGAGAAAGCCCGCAGGCAGCAACGAAGACCCAACGCAGCCAAAAAUAAGUAAAUAAAAGGCAGUCACUCUGGUUGCAUGGGGUGCCGAGGAACUCAG
Molecule: messenger RNA, 1369 nt
Organism: Mesoplodon densirostris (Blainville's beaked whale)
Lineage: Eukaryota; Metazoa; Chordata; Mammalia; Artiodactyla; Ziphiidae
Gene: GUCA1B
Product: guanylate cyclase activator 1B
Exons: 5
Coding region: 1-606 (201 amino acids)
Biological process (GO): visual perception
Cellular component (GO): photoreceptor inner segment; cone photoreceptor outer segment
Molecular function (GO): calcium sensitive guanylate cyclase activator activity; calcium ion binding
Source: RefSeq, a predicted model, not a curated record